AUGGAUUAUCUCGAAACGAUGAUCUACCAUCUGUCAAGGAUCUAUUUCCUUAUCAUGAAUCUGAUAUUCGACCUAGUCAAUUUUUUCAAUACGAAACGGGUAGUUCCACCAACUCACGAUGGCUUGCUUAUGAUUAGCGCAACAGAAGCUGUGAGAAAAAUCAGCAAAAGGGAGAUUACAUCAAGGGAACUUGUACAAGCCUAUGUCCAUCGCAUUGGGCAGGUAAACCAUAUUCUCAAUGCUGUUGUCGUUCGGAUAUUCGAUGAAGCACUCAAGAAAGCCGUCGAAGUUGACAAAGAGAUAGCAGACAUGGAUGACGAGCGAUUAGCGCAGCACAUAAAAUCCAAGCCACUUCUGGGCGUUCCGUUCACGGUAAAAGAUACCGUCAAAGUGGAAGGUCAGAUAAUCACCUGUGGUGUGUAUUCGCAAAGGGACAAAAGGUGCACAAGAUCUGCUGAAGUCAUCAAAAGGAUGGAAGCAGCUGGUGCUAUCCUCAUUGCUAUUACAAAUGUGCCCGAAGUAGCCAGUUGGGUGGAAUCUUCAAAUGGGAUUUACGGUCGAACGAACAAUCCAUACGAUUCUAGAAGGAUUGCCGGAGGCAGCAGUGGUGGUAAAGGAGCUCUGAUCUCAGCAGCAGGCAGUGUGGCAAGUAGAAAGAUUAAUUCGAUUGGUAUUGGUAGCGACAUUGCAGGUAGUAUUCGUAUACCAUCGUUCAUGAGUGGUGUAUUUGGCAUCAAGCCAACGCCAGGUGUUGUCCCACUCGAUGGACAUGUUCCUGCGGUAAAAGAGCACACAUUUCAUGAGCAGAUGUUAUGUAUAGGACCAAUAUGUCGCUAUGCCGAGGAUCUUCCACUCAUGAUGAAGGUAAUGGGAGCCGAAAGUGCUAAAAAUCUGCGUCUGCGAGAUGAAGUCGAUUUCAAGAAAAUUCGCGUUUAUUAUAUGGAGGGCAUAAACAGCGCCAAAAUGGAAACAUUGAGUUCGGAGAUGAGGGAGGCUUUACUUGAGGUUGUCUCCUACUUUGAAAAGAAGUUUGAUUUGGAAGCGAUUCGAAUCGAUCUACCAAUUGCUACGAUGGCAAUUGAGAUGAUAUCCAGUAGUAUAAAAGUUGAGGAUCAUCCAACGCUGGCUCAAGCGCUCUUGAGCCUUAAUGGAGACCAGGGAAGUCUAAACUGGAUGACGGAGUUGCCUAAGCUACUCAUUGGGAAAUCCGUUCAUACUCCAGGUUCUCUUUUAAUGACGUUUUUCGAAAGCAUGGACAAUGGGACUGAGCAACAAAGAAUAGAGUUCCGCCAACUCCGUGAUCGCAUGACUCGUCAACUAACAGAACUCCUGGGCGACAAUGGCAUUCUUCUCUUCCCUUCGUGGCCUAGAACAGCUCCGUACCAUAAUCAACCCGUCUUUGCUCCAUUUGAUUUGGCAUAUACGGGUCUUUACAAUGCUUUGGCACUCCCGGCAAUUACUUGUCCAUUGGGAUUGGACAGCGAAGGAUUACCGCUUGGAGUUCAGGUGAAUGGAAUCAUCAACGCGGUUGUUGUUCGACUAGACGAUGAAGCAGUCAAGAAAGCCGCCGAAGUUGAUAGAGAAAUUGGAGGAAUGGACGAUGGCCAGCUCGCAGAGCACAUAAAGUCCAAACCGCUACUAGGAAUUCCUUUCACGAUGAAAGACUCGAUGAUGGUGGAAGGACAGGUUAUAACUAGUGGUAUCUAUCUACAUCGAGAGAACAGAUGCGUUAGAACUGCUGAAGUCAUCAAGAGAAUGGAAGCUGCUGGUGCUAUUCUGAUGGCUAUUACAAAUGUGCCUGAGGCUUGUUAUUGGAUAGAAUCUAACAAUGCGAUUUAUGGCCGAACGAGAAAUCCGUACGAUUCGAGAAGGACUAGCGGAGGAAGCAGCGGCGGCGAAGGUGCUUUAAUCUCUGCUGCAGGCAGUGUGAUAGGAGUCGGAAGUGAUCAUGCUGGUAGCAUCCGUGUACCAUCAUUUUUCAAUGGUAUUUUCGGGAUUAAGACCACACCAGGUAUAAUUCCAAACGAUGGGCAUAUUCCCCUGUUAAGAGAUUUCCAAGCGAAAAUGCAAUGCAUAGGGCCAAUGUGUCGCUAUGCUGAAGACCUACCUGUAAUGAUGGAGGUAAUGACUGGUGAAAAAGCAAAGGAUCUACAUCUAAGAAACGAAGUGGAUUUCAAAAACAUUCGCAUUUUCUAUAUGGAGGGCAUUCACAGCCCCAAAAUGGAGACCUUGAGCAGUGAGAUGAAGGAUGCACUACAUAAGGCUGUGUCUUUCUUUGAACAAAAAUUCGAUUUGCAAGCAAACCAAGUUGAUCUACCUAUUGCCAAAGCUGCAGUGGAGAUAUUAUUCAGAAGUUUGCAAGUCAAGAAUGUCCCAACACUGUCCGAACAGCUCGUUAGCCUUAAUGGGGACAAAGGAAGCGUAAAUUGGAUGAAAGAGGUUCCAAAGCUACUCCUAGGAAGAUCUACUCACACACCAGCUGGCGUAUUCAUGUCGUUUUUCGAAAGUAUGGACCAUAGCACUGAAGAGACUAAAGAAAAGUACCGCCAAAUGCGUGACCGCUUGAUCAAGGAACUUACCGAUCUCCUCGGCGACAAUGGAAUCCUUCUCUUCCCUUCAUGGCCUAGAACAGCUCCGUUCCAUAAUCAACCCAUCUUUACGCUCGAUGUUGGGUACACGGGUCUCUUCAAUGCUUUGACAGUCCCAGCAGCUUCAUGUCCAUUGGGACUUGACAGCAAUGGGUUACCGCUCGGGGUUCAGGAAAUGAACUACUCUGAAACAAUUAUCUACCUUCUAUCAAGGAUCUAUUUCCUAAUUAUGAAUCUGAUAUUCGACACGAUUAAUUUCUUUAAAACUAAACAAACAGUGCCAGCGCCAUCCGAUGAUCUGCUAAUGAUGAGUGCAACGGAAGCGGUUAGGAAAAUCAGCCGGAGAGAGGUAAAUGGGAUUAUCAAUGCUGUUGUCGUUCGACUAUUCGAUGAAGCAAUCAAGAAAGCUGCCAAAAUUGACAAAGAAAUAGCAGAGAUGGACGACGCACAACUCACAGAGCACAUACAGUCCAAACCACUAUUGGGAAUUCCCUUCACAGUCAAGGAUGCAGUAGAAGUGGAAGGACAAAUAAUCACCUGUGGAGUUUAUCUACACAAAGAGAACAGAGCCAGUAAAACUGCGGAAGUCAUCAAAAGAAUGGAAGGAGCUGGCGCUAUCCUAAUUGCUAUUACGAAUGUACCUGAGGCUUGUUUUUGGGUUGAGUCUUCAAAUGGAAUUUACGGUCAGUCGAAAAAUCCAUACGAUUCAAGAAGGGCCACUGGAGGAAGCAGUGGUGGUGAAGGAGCAUUGAUCUCUGCUGCAGGCAGUGUGAUUGGUAUUGGAAGCGACAUUGGUGGAAGUAUUCGUAUACCGUCAUUUAUGAAUGGUAUAUUUGGCAUAAAAGCUACACCAGGUAUCAUUCCUCUCGACGGGCACGUUCCCAUGGUAAAAGAUUUCCAAGAGCAAAUGUUAUGCAUAGGACCAAUGUGUCGCUAUGCUGAAGAUUUACCGCUAAUGAUGGAGGUAAUGGGUGGUGAAAAUGCAAGGAAACUGAACAUACGAGAUAAAGUGGAUUUCAAAAACGUUCGCAUUUUUUAUAUGGAGGGCAUACACAGCCCUAAAAUGGAGACAUUGAACAGUGAGAUGAGGAAAGCACUAUUGAAGGCUGUCUCCUACAUGGAGCAAACGUUUGAUUUGGAAGCAAUCCGAAUAGAUCUACCUAUUGCCACAAUGGUCAUUGAAAUGUUGUUCACAAGCUUGCAGGCUGAGGGUCCAACACUAUCCGAGCAACUUAUAAGUCUAGAUGGAGACAAAGGAAGUCUGAACUGGAGGACAGAAGUACCAAAAUUGCUAUGCGGAAAGUCUGUUCACACUCCAGGUGCUUGCUUCAUGUCAUUUUUCGAAAGUAUAGACAGAACUACAGAAGAGGAAAAAGCAGAGUACCGUCGAUUACGUGAACGCAUGACUAGACAACUUACCGAACUCCUUGGUCAUGAUGGCAUUCUUCUUUUUCCAACGUGGCCUAGAACAGCUCCGUACCACAAUCAGCCUGUCUUUGCUCCAUUCGAUCUCGGAUACACGGGUCUCUUCAAUGCUUUGACGCUUCCAGCGGUAGCGUGUCCAUUAGGACUGGAUAGCCAUGGAUUACCACUGGGAGUUCAGGUAGUCGGAUCUCACAACUCGGAUCGGCUACUUAUUGCGGCAGCACAACAGCUAUCAAAAGCGUUCGGUGGUUGGACUCCGGCCUGGACUUCAUGAUUGGAGAUCAACAGAAGAUCAACCUAUGAUCUGAUCUACUGAUGGAUAUUCUGGCAUUACUGUGAUAUGAUGCGGCCUUAUUUCAAUGUUGGCGACUCGAAUUCCUAGGUUCUUUCUCGAUUCCCAAGUAUAAAACUAUAUACUGCC
Cylicocyclus nassatus is the source of this 4434-nucleotide messenger RNA. The record is from the annotation of a GenBank genome assembly. Lineage: Eukaryota; Metazoa; Nematoda; Chromadorea; Rhabditida; Strongylidae.